AUGUACUGGAUGCACGAUAGCAGUAGCGGACUGGUGGCGAACGACUCUAGUUUGAUAGUGGAUUGUGUCUCUAUCACUUUUAUCUCACUUGGUCGACCGUCGCUGUCUUUGAGCGACUGGCCAAACGCAACAUUUCCAAACUGUAUCCAAAUGGAAUCUUUGACAAACGAUGCUUUCGUUGUGCCGAGUGUCGAGAAUCGAUAG
Molecule: messenger RNA, 204 nt
Organism: Heterostelium album PN500
Lineage: Eukaryota; Evosea; Eumycetozoa; Acytosteliales; Acytosteliaceae
Exons: 1
Coding region: 1-204 (67 amino acids)
Source: RefSeq, a predicted model, not a curated record